Phalaenopsis equestris is the source of this 974-nucleotide messenger RNA. RefSeq names its product calcium-binding protein KIC-like. The transcript has a single exon. The record is from RefSeq and is a predicted model, not a curated record. The coding region runs from base 280 to 663 and encodes 127 amino acids. Gene Ontology annotation, molecular function: calcium ion binding. NCBI's taxonomy places the organism in Eukaryota, Viridiplantae, Streptophyta, Magnoliopsida, Asparagales, Orchidaceae.
GCAAAAUAAAUAAAAAAAAUAUGCUCACCUAAUACAUUGAAAAUUCAAGGUGUUCACAUCAAAUGACCUCUUCGUCCAAAACAGAGAACUGCACGGGUUUUGGUCGGUGUCCGUCAGCGAAACUUCGCCGAAAUCUCGACAUAGCGGCCAUCACGUUCAGCCUCACCACACCCACGAUGUCCAGCCGCUGUUAAAUACCAGAAAAAAAUAUAGCAUUCGGAUCUCGAACUUGCUUCGGCAUUUCAUCGAACACCUUUCUUGCACUAUCCGAACAACACGAUGGCAGCAGAGAAAAUCAAAUCGGAGGAGAUUGAAGAGUACGAAGACCUGCUGCCGAGGAUGGCGGAGAAACUGGAAGCAGAAGAAUUCGUAUCGGAGUUAUGCGGAGGGUUUCGACUGCUGGCGGAUGCGAGGAGAGGGGCGAUCACGGCGGAGAGCUUGAGGAGGAACGCGGCGAUGAUGGGGAUGGAAGGAAUGACGGGGGAGGAAGCGGAGGAGAUGGUGAGAGAAGGGGAUAUUAAUGGCGAUGGGGUGCUGAAUGAGGCGGAGUUCUGUAUUCUUAUGGUUCGUUUGAGUCCGGGAAUGAUGGAGGAUGCGGAGAUGUGGCUUCGAAAGGCGAUCGAGCGGGAAAUUUUGCUUCGAGAUCGACGUGUGGGAGCUUGAUUUGGGGUUCCAUUUUGAUGGCUUGGGUUUGGAGGAUGAACUGUUCUUCUUAGAGAUUGAAAUCUGCUUUUUCUAAUUUGAAAUCUGGUAUUUCUGUAACAAGAUUCUUAUGAUUUUUUUAAAUUUUCAGUUUUUACUCCUUUGUGACUUGUGGCAGAGGAUCGAAAUGGUCGCACUUUUCAACUUGUUGUUUGGGAGAUUAAAGCUAAUCUUUGAUCCGGAUUUCAAAUGUCCGGACAACGGCCCGGAUGCCACAGAAGAUGGGCGGAAUCGGACCUCCACUCUUCUCGCUACAUCUGGCGGUUGUCCGG